UGCUUACUACACUUCAUACAUAAGUCAUUGUCGAGUUAAAUAGUGUGAAACCAUAUGGCUUUACAGUUCAUGAAAAUCUUGUGUAGUUUAAUCCUCCUAAGUUUAAUACCUAAUUAGAUCGAGCAGCUGUAAUUAGUGCUACUUCCGGUUAAAGUUUUUUUGAAGUAUUUUGUAAAAGCUUGACCUCACCUUACUUCUACCUUAACUCUGUGCUAUAUAAAUAUGUCUUAUUAACAUUUUAAUGUUACAGUCAGGUUGCUUUGUAAUAAGAUCAAUAGUCCAUGGCAAAUCAACAUGACCAAGCAAAAAGUGACAAGUUAUGAAACCUGAAAUCUGUUUUGUAAUCCUUUUUUUUUUUUUUUACACUGAACAGUAUAAUGCAGGGAAAAUUGUUUCUUUUUUUCCGUGUCACAACCAUCUGUCAUAACAUACCUCGCCCCACUAAAACCAUCCCUCCCUUAACCACCAGACUUAUUUAAAAUCAGACACAAUUCCUGAUGAAUGCGACUGUAACAGCCUAAGAUCAUCUCCAAAUGACUGGAUGUAAAACAGACGGCAAAACAACAGGAAAUCUGAUGUUACGGUUGGGGUUUGGGAACAUCUUUAACUAGAAAGAGAGUAAAGAGGCAGGAUUCAGUUGAGGGACAGAAACACUCGUCUGAUAUGAGGCCGUCUGUGUUUUUCUAUGUCACCUACGUGCUGUGCCUGUGUUUGGGCCUGCUCUGUCUGCUGUUUGUGAGCUGCUGGAGGUCACACUGGCGAGGCGGUUUCUCCUGGGAUGGUACAGCUCAGCAGUUCAACUGGCAUCCUGUCCUCAUGGUGUCUGGGCUGCUGGUUCUGUACGGCAAUGCGGUUGUUGUGUAUCGUGUACCGUUCACCUGGAAGCAGAAGAAGCACACCUGGAAGCUGGUGCAUGCUGGGCUGAUGCUUUUGGCUCUGCUUCUGUCCGUCCUGGGCCUGUGUGCUGUGUUUGACUUCCACAGAGGCGUCCACAUCCCUGACCUGUACUCUCUGCACAGCUGGGUGGGCAUCUGUACUGUGGUAAUGUUUACAUUCCAGUUGGUGCUUGGUCUGGCUGGCUUCUUGCUUCCUUGUUCUCCGCUGUGGUUCCGUAGCACCCUGAAACCUGUCCAUAUCUGGAUGGGAAAAGCAAUCUUGAUCCUCAGUCUGACCUCCUGCAUCAGUGGUAUCAAUGAGAAUCUGCUCCUUACUCUUAAUGGAACAAAUGGUGAACCUUACAACUCACUGCCUAUGGAAGCAAAGUUUGCAAAUUCCCUCGGCAUCCUCAUUGUGGCCUUUGGAUUGUUUGUCUUUGGCAUCCUGUCCAUAAACAAAUGGCAGAGGCCGGAAACAGAUCGUGAAAAUGUUCAUCUUCUGCUGACUGAAGACAGCACAUGAAAACACUUGAUACACUGCAGGAAACAUCAGCGUGCCAUGACACAGGUUUUCAUUCCAACCGGAUGAAAACUGCACUGGAUUUCACUGAUUAAUAUGUUUACAAAGAAUAUACGAAAACCUUGUUUUACUGUUAAAAACUGAUUGAUGACUUUCCAUUUUGUUUGAAUGUUGUUUGAAGUUUUGUUGAAAGAACUAUUGCUGACUUGUGAUGACCUAUGUAAAAGCAACAUCUAGUGAAUCUUUCUCUUAUGCAGAGCUGAAUUAAGUUUUUUCAGUGACAGAAAUGCAUGUUCAGUAUCAUUGUGACAGCUUCACAAAAAGGCUUGUAUCUCUAAUGUCCAACAUAUGGUUUGUUAUAGAGGUUGAAACAAUAA
Molecule: messenger RNA, 1772 nt
Organism: Siniperca chuatsi (mandarin fish)
Lineage: Eukaryota; Metazoa; Chordata; Actinopteri; Centrarchiformes; Sinipercidae
Product: lysosomal membrane ascorbate-dependent ferrireductase CYB561A3-like
Exons: 6
Coding region: 664-1398 (244 amino acids)
Cellular component (GO): lysosomal membrane
Molecular function (GO): oxidoreductase activity
Source: RefSeq, a predicted model, not a curated record